Daucus carota subsp. sativus is the source of this 634-nucleotide messenger RNA. RefSeq lists its product as uncharacterized. Bases 149 to 424 code for a protein of 91 amino acids. The transcript has a single exon. NCBI's taxonomy places the organism in Eukaryota, Viridiplantae, Streptophyta, Magnoliopsida, Apiales, Apiaceae. The record is from RefSeq and is a predicted model, not a curated record.
UGAUAGGAACAGGCACUAACAAGACCACCACAACCUUCCAUUACCCCAGACUUAUACAAAGCUUGGUUCCUCUUUACUUCAAACUAAGUCUAGCUUCCUCCCACAAAUUCUGUCAAACAGUUUAUUCUCUGAAUUUAAGUCUGUCAGGAUGAGGCGUAAAAGUCCACGAGUAGCUGAUGAGAACAUGUUUGGUGAUAACGGGAAUGGAGUUGGCUUACCUGCACAAAACAGAAGAGGGCAAGGAUGGAUUGGACUUGCCAUUAUAUGUAGUAUUGUUCGAGCUCCUCUGUCACUGCUGUCAUCUCUGCUUCAUCCGCACAUCAAUAAUGCUGAUGGAGUUGUGGUGUCUGGAGAAUUGGCACGCGUAUCUGAGAUGAAUCAUCUCAUGGUUAGUGACAGCAUGCGUUAUGCUAUGCUAAUGUGAAUCUGUAAGUAGGCUGGCUUGAGUAUGCAUGCUUCUAAUUUUGUGCUCUUUUAGAAUUUAUAGAAGAAAUGUUGCGAUUCUGGACUCCUAAUUUUGUGUCCUGUAAGGCUGUAACUGUGUCGUCCAUAAUUUUGGCAGAAACAACGGACUUGUAAAAAAAUGAUCCUAUAACUAGUAUUACCACUGGAGUAUCCAUCCAGCAUUGUUUGA